ACGGUGAAACUUCUACAAAUAAUUGUCAACUCUGGUGGGAAACAUUAUCGAAUUUGUGCAAUAAAUAUAAUUAUGUACGUGCUUAUUCACCUGGUCUUCAUACUUCAAAUUCUAACAAUUUUAGUAAUCUGUCAUCCAUACAACUCAUUAUUUUCCUUCGCAGUACUUUGUCAUAUGGGUGGUGUAGUUCACCGCAUGCCUUUACUAUAAAUGGUCGUGCGUAUCAUCAAGUUUAUCCUGCUAAUACAAGAGGCCAUCCAGUAAAUUGGUUUGUAUUUGACGCUAAUGUACGAAAUUGUCUAUAUCAACUUUAUAACAUGAACUAUCCUCAAGCACAAUUGGUAAUUCAACAAUCAACAAAUAUUGCAGAAAAUGUUGCUUGCACAAUUAAUCAUUCAAAAGCUAUAGCACAAGAACGGUGUGUGCAGAUUUGGCGCGUUGGUGAAGAAAAGCCAGAUUAUGUCAACAUCCUUAACAAAAAUUAUGAAGCACUACAGUAUCCACUUUUUUUUCCGCAUGGUGAAAUAGGCGUCUUUUCAAUAAAUAUUUUAGUGGACAUGUUUAUUCGAGCAGAUGAACGCUUGCAAUAUGUACCAUCACAUACACUUUCAUACAGAUGGUCUUAUAAAAAGGCAAUGGAUGCUCUUGCGGUCAUAAAAGCUAUUUAUCGUUCCACAUUAAAUGGAACAUGUUUUGGAAGAGGUGAUCUUUGGAUAACAGAAAAUUUUGGAUCAAAAGGACUGAAGAAGUGA
Messenger RNA from Diversispora eburnea, 752 nucleotides. The record is from the annotation of a GenBank genome assembly. NCBI's taxonomy places the organism in Eukaryota, Fungi, Glomeromycota, Glomeromycetes, Diversisporales, Diversisporaceae.